Messenger RNA from Mugil cephalus (flathead mullet), 3831 nucleotides. RefSeq names its product ras-related and estrogen-regulated growth inhibitor-like protein. Lineage: Eukaryota; Metazoa; Chordata; Actinopteri; Mugiliformes; Mugilidae. The transcript has 5 exons. Bases 332 to 949 code for a protein of 205 amino acids. The record is from RefSeq and is a predicted model, not a curated record. Gene Ontology annotation, molecular function: GTPase activity; GTP binding.
AGGGGAGAUGGAAAGCUUUAUUGGACAAAGGAGAGGACGAGAGAGAGAGAGAGAAAAUAGAGAUGUGAGAGAGAGGUACAGAGCUCCUAGCACAGAGAGGGAGAGAGAGGGAGUAGGGGGGGAGCUUGUUUCCCCUUUCUCUUCUCCCUCCACGUUUAAAAGCGAAACAGCUCUCUUUUUUUACACAGAGGAGGGUGCGUGGGGGGCAGUCCUGUACUUCCAACCUGCCUGGACUAUAAGAAGUAUUUAGUGUGCCGACCCUAACCCAAAUACCAGACACAACACAGAGCUGCAGCCAGAGAGCCAUCUGAGGACCUGACAGAACACAGGCAUGAACGACAUCAAGCUGGCCCUGCUGGGAAGCCAGGGGGCUGGGAAAUCAGCUGUCCUUGUGCGGUUCCUGACCAGACGCUUCAUCGGCGAAUACGCCUCGAACGCCAACUCCCUGUACCAUAAAAGGAUGUCAAUUGAUGGCAGGCAGCUGAAUCUGGAGGUGUUUGACCCCUGCUCUCAGACCUCAGAGGCCAGAUGUAUUCUGGAGGAGCCAGUGGACUGGGCAGAUGGCUUUGUGGUGGUGUACAACAUCAGCGACCGCACUUCCUUCAUCAAUGCCAAGAACAUCCUGAGGCAAAUACGGGAGGCGCGCGUGGAGAACUGCAAAGGGGAGGUGGACGUUCCCGUGUGCCUGGUGGGUAACAAGCAGGACCUGUGCCACGCGCGGCAGGUGCGUGAGGACGAAGGCCGCUGCCUGGCGCAGGAGAACCGCUGCCACUUCCAGGAGGUCUCAGCGGCCGAGAGCUACCAGGACAUCGCCACCCUCUUCACGCAGCUCAUCAGGCAGGUGAUGGAGCACCUGAAGUACCGAGCCGACCGGCGACGCUACAGCGGCUCCAAGUCCAUGGCCAAACUCAUCAACAAUGUGUUUGGCAAGAGGAGGAAGUCGGUGUGAUCGGCUCAGGGAAGAGAGCGCUCGAUCAGCCGGACGGACUGGGAUGUUAGAGCCGGCGAUCGAAGUGAUCUCACCUGCUGGGUCAGAAAACUGUUGAGGAUACGGACGGUGGUGACGGCGCUAACCUUGUGUACAUAUAGUGAGCAUCUAAUGGCUGCAAAAUCCACAGGCAUAUAUCAGCCUUGUGAACUUGUUUGACAAUUUUUUUGCAAAGGUCUCUGCUUUAGAAAGUGCUAAUAAGGUUUUAGUGAUCCGAACAGAGCAGGUUACUCACCAUGUCAAGAGUUUCCAGGAGAAAACGGGAAAGUGUGGAAAACAUAUUCACUACGUAACGUUUAGCUUUUAUUCAGCCUUUUCUGGGUAAAUGGACUUUGAUUCCAUUACAGCCUGUGUGUGCUCACAUAGUCCAGUGUGUCAGGUGUGUGAAAGUGUUGUUGAAAGUUCAAGAGCCUUUUACAAAUCAGAUUUCAGAGUCAGACCAACAGUUUUCACACGUGGUGAUUUGACGGUAAAGAGAGCCUCAAUACCUCACCUGGUUGAGAGGCCCGAUGAACCGUGGGUAUAUUCCUCGUUGCAGCGGCGUAGGUUCUCCCCCCUGAGAAAAGAAGUAUAAUAAAAGUCAUUUAUUUCAUUUUUUUCAAGAAUGAAACCAAACACACGGUGUCUGCUUUCAAUACUUUGCAGGUUUGAGCACAGUUUAAACCUUUCCAGUCAUAAUAUCUGGUUCGUUUAUGGACAUUUUUUUUUCUAAACAUAAAUGCUGAAACAAUCUCCGAUUGUCUCAUUUCCCCCGCAUCAGACGGUCCAUCUGCUCAUCGUGCGGUCAUGUCACAACAACGGUGGGCAUGCCAGACCUAUUAGUUGCUGAUUAGCCAGUGACAGUGAAAAGUUGUGGCCAAAUAUUUGUUCAGGAUUCACCACAGUCGCCCUCAUCAGAGUGCUCGCAGCGUGUUACCAACUACUGGCCAACGCUGCAGCAUGCCGAGUGAAAAUAUCAACAUAUGCACGAUCCUGAGGUUACCCCACUCAAGCCUUGCUGUGCUUAGAGUACGCCCUGUCUCUGUGAUUGGUUCAGUUGAUUGGACCACCACGGUGUAAUACUCAGCAGGUUUCUGCAGUCCACUGUUCUGCAGCCUGCUGCUCAUCAUGUUUUAUCUUUUAGAUGAGGAAAAAGACAGUUUUUGUGUGUUCUCUGCCAGUUUAUUAAUAAUUAUACACUUUUUAAAAAAAAAUUAUUUUCAUAGUAACGCUACACUUUAGGACCCCUAAUGCUUGUUUUAGUUUUUUACUCCAAUGGUUGUUAUAGGACUUCUGUCUAAAAUCCCUCCCCAGCGUUCAUGCAUAACACAAUUAUUAAUGUUAAAUUAAUUCUGUUUGAAGCCAAAGUCUGAGAAGAAGGAUUCCAAUUAAGUUGAAAAACAAAUUCUUUGCCUAAUUAAACGGCAACAAAAGGUUCAAACUUGAGACCCGACGAGUGGAGCCUUCAUUAGUCAGAUUCCAGCCUUCUUCACGAUGACAGAUUGGAUCCUCCUGUGCGUGGAUGACGUCGGUCCUGCACAAAACUGUGGAGAGACGCUCAGCUACUCUACACAGAUGAUUCUUUGCAGCUGCUCUUUGCUGUGUGCAUUUAACAUUUUAACGUUCUGCUUUCAUUUCCCACAUAGUAGCUCUAAUCAUUUUAUUCCUCGCUGACUGGGAGUCGUAAAUGAUUAUGGUGAGAGAAACCACAAGUUGAAGUUGGUGUGGGUUAGGGUUAUUGUAAAAUCAUUUGAUUCUGGACUUUUUCCUUCAGAAUUCUGAAAAAUGUUUGCACAGUUUUACACAUCCCUUUCUGUAGUUUUAGAUCAUUGUAAAUUUUCUGACUUCAUAGUGCCAUCUGCACAUGCAACAUUUCAAAUCAAUAAUCGCCGUUCGUUUUCACAUCGCCUCCCAGCGUUCCGUCUUGCUGUUUUGUGCUACUUUGUGCGAAACAUCUGGUUCCCACAGAUCAUCUCUGAGCCAACCUGUUUGUUUUUUCAGCGAAUUGUGUUUCGUAUCACGUGUUUUAUGGCUUCUGUUGUUUUAGUACGGAGCCUCUAAUAACUUCCAAACCCCUGCUGCAGUGUGUUUCAAUUAGACGCAGCCAUGCAAACUCACUUUUGUUUCAGGGGUCACAGGUAACUUUUAUUAUUAUUAUUAUUAUUAUUAUUAUUAUUAUUAUUUUUUUUUUUUUUUUUUUAGAUUUUUGCUGGUUUAAUGCACCCAGUCUUGCUGUUCAUAUAUUUUAUGUAUUUUGUACAUAUUCACUGAUGCAUGUCAAAUGAUCAUGCUUGUAUUUAUUUGUUUCCAAGAAAGAAAUAUCCUCAACAUACUUCAAACACAUACCAAGUAAGGGCAUGAACUCAGUCACAGUGUUUUUAUUGUUUGAUGCAGUUAUGUCACAAUGAUGCUGUACAGAAAGAAUGUCCCACACAUCAUUAAAAAAAAAAGAAAAGUUCAUGUAUACAGUGUUUUGUAUGAAUGUUCUUUUUGCAAAUGCUGUAAAAACACUGGUUGUUCCAGAGGAAAUUAAAGUUAAACAUUAAAGCUUAAUAAGAGGGCUGUUUUAGUUCUCCAGAGGGGCCGCUGCAUCACUUUGAACUUAACUUUAAUUGGAUGACCGGGAGAGGAGGCGUUUAUCUGAAGCCAUCAGAAAAAGAGGAAUUUCCUGUGUGUAUUUACUAAAAAUAGCGCCACUGGAAGCAGGAGAAGCGAGAAAUGCACCAUUGUUAUUAUGAAUCUUGGCCUCUGAAACAAAUGCAAUGAUCCCAAAUCUUUCCACUAGGUGGCAGCACAGAUAACCAAACAUUGUGAAUAAGUGUUUUAUUUUGCCCCUGUAAAUUUACGGGACUUGACAAAUUACA